Molecule: messenger RNA, 1482 nt
Organism: Diprion similis
Lineage: Eukaryota; Metazoa; Arthropoda; Insecta; Hymenoptera; Diprionidae
Product: leucine-rich melanocyte differentiation-associated protein-like
Exons: 4
Coding region: 239-1006 (255 amino acids)
Biological process (GO): melanocyte differentiation
Molecular function (GO): protein binding
Source: RefSeq, a predicted model, not a curated record
UCUCCACCUUAAGAGAGAAUCAUACUCCUGGACCAACGAGCCGCUGUAGGUGAUUUUCCGAGGCGAGAACCAAGGCCGCGAUAAGAUUCGUUUGAGGAAAUAAAGCGACUCGAUUCGCACUUUGAUCGGGAUAUUUGAUCAGUUUAUGCGUCGCACGGGCGCCUGCAGCCGGCACUCGGCCUCUUAAUCUCACACCACAGAGCUCUGAACACCAGUUGCUCGUGUUUGGUCUUACAAAAUGGCGAUGAUGCGGGAGCAAGAUUUCAACCGAACUGCUCUGACCGUUCAAUGCAGUCGGGCCUGGUACACGGGACAGAGGGCCGAAAGAAUUCCUCACGGUCUGAUCGGGUUGGUUGGAGCCGAUUGCUCGAGUCUCGAUCUUUCCUACAACGAUCUGGUGUCUCUCACCGCUCUCAAGGAAUUCGCUAACCUGGAAGAGCUCGUCUUGGACAACAACUGUCUUCGUGAUCUGAAUACUCUACCGCGCAUGCCUAAGCUGACAACUUUGAGCGUAAACAACAACAAGGUGACCGACAUCGAGGGAGCCUUGGACCGAAUAAAGGAGUGCUGCCCGUGUCUGAAGUACGCGAGUCUCCUCGGGAAUCCCGGAUGUCCGGACCAGCUGACCAAUCCAACGACGACCGACGAGGCGGACUACGAACGUUAUCGUCGCUACGCUGUCCACGUGCUUCCGGCGACGCUGCAGUUCCUGGACUCGCGUCCGAUUUCCCCCAGGGAACGUCAGGAAGCGAAGGAGCGGGGCAGCCUGAUGAGAACGGUGAGGGUAAACUUGCCAAACCUGUCCUCCCUGACGGCGGAAGAAUUCGCUUCGGCCCUUGAGCAAAAACGGCACGACUCGAUUUCCAUGGAAGAGCCGGAUUACACGCCGCUUCCGGAAUCCAUGCGAGGACCGCUGGACGUGCGAAGUGCCUACGGAAAAUCCAGAUAUCGUUACUCGGGGAAGAAUUCGGAAGGGAAUCGCUUCAUCAGCAACAGCGAUCUUUAACACUAUUUGUCCACUGUUCAAUUGAUAAAUAUACACACAGAGAUGGGAUUUGUCGAAUUUAUCUAUCAUGAUCGUUAAACGUCGAUUGUUUUUCUUCUAGUUUAAACAAAGACAUUUCCAUCGAUUCAAUAAAAAAGUUAUCGCACCAAUAAUUCGAAGAACUGAGUAAAACUGCAUUUAUUAAAAUCAACAAAAUAUUUUUCUCGCUAUAUUUGGUAAAUGCGAUAAUUUUUUUUUUAUCUUAUUCGUGUCUAUACUUCUAUAAGUUCACGGAUCUUUCUCCGUAAUCCUCGACUGCAACGACUGAUUUUCAUUUUUUCAAUACUAUAUUCAUAGAUUAUUACACUGAUAAAUAUAUCACAUAUUUCUUAAUAAUCCAUAAAUUUCAUAUCGAUUUAUCGUUACUUGUCUUUUUACUCCUACAAUAAUGUUUCUUAUACUCAUAUACCGGAUAUAAUAAUUUACGGUGAUUCGUA